Molecule: messenger RNA, 2874 nt
Organism: Candoia aspera
Lineage: Eukaryota; Metazoa; Chordata; Lepidosauria; Squamata; Candoiidae
Gene: SYTL5
Product: synaptotagmin like 5
Exons: 16
Coding region: 251-2458 (735 amino acids)
Biological process (GO): intracellular protein transport; exocytosis
Cellular component (GO): plasma membrane; exocytic vesicle
Molecular function (GO): phospholipid binding; small GTPase binding; neurexin family protein binding
Source: RefSeq, a predicted model, not a curated record
GGCAAUUAUUAACUUGAGGAUAACCUAUGAAAGAAGAUCACAGCAUGUUCAGGAAUUCAAGUAAAAGUUCCAGUGGACAUUCAAGUUGCUAAAAUGACCAGGAUCUCUUGAUAUUGACAUGGAAUGUAUGAAUUAGCUCCUGUCAGAAAACUGUAACGCUUGGAUGUUUCCUAUGGUGUCCUCUUACACUUUGCAUUAUACUACCCUGCCAGAAAACACAUCUAUUAAAGAAUAAAACAAUUGAAGAAACAUGUCUAACACUGCAGAAAUAAUCAAUCUAUCGUUUCUAUUAGAGCAUGAAAGAGAAACAAUAUUGGGAGUAUUAAAAAGAGAUGAAUACUUGAAAAAAAUGGAAGAUAAACGAAUCAGAAAACUAAAGAAUGAGUUAUUAGAAGUGAAGCGUAAAGGUGGACGGCAUCGCCAACAGGAUAACAGCAGGGUCUGUGUUCGCUGUCAGAAAAAUUUGGGCUUAAUUUUUGGCAGAGGAGACCACUGCCAAAUAUGUGGCCUGAGAGUUUGUAACAAAUGUCGCAUUAUAGGAAUUGAUGGCAGUUGGAAGUGCACAGUGUGUGAUAAAAUUGCGCAGCUGAGGGUAGUAACUGGUGAAUGGUUCUUUGAAGAGAGAGCAAAACGCUUCAAGCAGUCCAAGCUCCUUGGAACUGAUAUUGUUCGGCAGUCUAUUCUUCGCAAAGCCCCAGAUUCUUCCUCUGAACUCAUAGAAGGCAGAUCCAAAGAUCCUUCUCCAAAAAGCUUAGAGGAUACAUCAAAGCAAGAUAUGUUAGCUUCAUUUACAAGUGGGACAAAAUUAGUUCUCACUGGGCCUAGGAAAAUAGGAAAGGUUCUUAAGGCAGUAACUAAAGAAGUUAUAAAUGGGAAGGCAGAAGAUAGAAAAAGCAUUAGCUCCGACACUGAUGUCCAGAGUGACCACAAUGCCAAUCGGGGGAACACUUUUUCCUCAUAUAGUAAUGAUCUUGAGGACAUAACUGGCAACAUGAAAAAUGCUGUAAGCCAAAGCAAUGCUUCCACUCCACUCUAUCCAAGGUCACCAGCACUGAGUGCACGCAGCAUGACUGUUGACUACAGCAGGGUUUCUGAAUUAGAAAACAGCAUUGUUAUGCCUGUCAGUGAAAGUAUCCCUGCAGAUUUGUCAAAAAGGCAUCGUAGGAAAGGAUCUAGAACACCUUCUGUGGCAACUUCAAGGACAUCUUUAUCAUCUGAUCACAGUAGAUCAGAGAGAGAUCUCAGUGGAUCCUUUUCAGAAGGAAAUGAAAAUACUUUAAGCUUAAGAAGUAAAUCAGUACCUGGAGCAUUGGACCAUGAUCUGGACUACCUGAAUGAAGCAGAAGAGGAUAUGGAUGACAUUAUAGCCUCUGGCUUUUCAAAAAGGCAGAGUAAUUUGGCAAGUGGAUUUUCCAUGACUAGCAUUAACAGUAUGAUGAGUGUUUACAGUGAAACUGGGGACUAUGGCAACGUGAAGAUCAGUGGUGAAAUUUGUCUGCACAUCAGCUACAACUAUAAAACAGGGUCCCUUAACAUACUUGUAAAAAAAUGCAAGAACUUAGCCAUUGCUGAUGAAAAGAAGCGAAGAACAGAUCCUUAUGUCAAAGCAUAUCUUCUGCCAGACAAGUCUCGCCAAAGCAAACGGAAGACAAAAAUCAAAAGCAAUAGCACUGAUCCAGAAUUCAAUGAAAUGCUUAAGUAUGUCAUCAGCCACACACAACUUGAGACUCGGAAUCUACAGCUUUCUGUCUGGCAUUAUGACAGAUUUGGGCGUAACAGCUUUCUUGGAGAAGUGGAAAUUCCCUUGGACUCCUGGAACUUUGAAAAUCAGGCUGAUGAAUGGUUCAUGCUUCAGCCCAAGAUGGAGAUUGCAACUGAUACUGGGCUGCAGUACAAAGGAGAAUUAAUAGUUGUUUUACGCUACACCCCACCUGAGAGGAACCUAACACUUCCCCUGGGAGAGAUUCAAGGAAAGAAGAGGGCAAAGAAAGAGAAGAGGGCAACCUCGCAACUACCAUCAGGAGGCAUAUUGGAAAUUGUCAUCAAGGAAGCCAAGAAUUUAAUGGCUGUGAAAUCAGGAGGCACUUCAGAUACAUUUGUGAAAGGAUACUUGCUUCCUGACAACAACAAAUCUUCCAAGCACAAAACUCAUGUAAUAAAAAAGAGUGUGAAUCCCCACUGGAAUCAUACAUUCACUUUUAGUGGUUUGAACCCUAGAGAUAUAUACAAUGUCUGUGUAGAACUCACUGUCUGGGACAAGGAGUCUCUUGCCAGCAAUAUCUUCCUGGGAGGUGUUCGCUUGAGUACUGGAAGUGGUAUAAGCAAUGGUAAAGAAGUUGACUGGAUGGAUUCUCAAGGAGAAGAGCGACUGCUUUGGGAAAGAAUGAUUGACUGUCCUGGAGAUUCUGUGGAAGGUGUAUUAAUGCUGAGAUCUAGCAUGGGGAAAUGCAGACUCUAGAGGAAUAUGGUUUGCACAAGAUUGACAAUAGUGUAAUUUUAAAUUUUAAUAAGAUGUAAUGGAGGCUGGUCUUCUGUCAUGAUUUGCACAUGUAAACAUAGGGAAGUUUACUUUUCCUCUGAAUUUAAAUUUUCUGAAGUAGAUUAUGAAUGCAUUCAGCACUUUCCUAAAUCCAUGCUCUAGCUCUUGUAUUAACUUACCCAGGUUAAGUCAGUACUAAGUCAUUUCCAAAACUAGAUUUGCUGACUUGUUAGAAUGAAGCCAUAUACAGUAAUGCCCUCUACAGAAUAUGGCUUAAAGAGCUUCUUUUAUUAUUUCAAUACGUUUUCUCAGAAAAGAAAUGUCAGUGAUUGAUAAAUGAGUGAAAAGUCAGUGAGGCUUGUUCAUUAUAAACCCAUUUUAAAUAAGCCUAAUGA